Vicia villosa (hairy vetch) is the source of this 788-nucleotide messenger RNA. Its product is annotated as protein yippee-like At5g53940. The record is from RefSeq and is a predicted model, not a curated record. Bases 98 to 487 code for a protein of 129 amino acids. NCBI's taxonomy places the organism in Eukaryota, Viridiplantae, Streptophyta, Magnoliopsida, Fabales, Fabaceae. The transcript has 5 exons. Gene Ontology annotation, cellular component: ubiquitin ligase complex.
UCAUUUCACCAGCUACUCUAUAUUUUUCUGCCAUCCACCUCUUCCUCCAAUCAAUCUAGUAUCUCUCAAUCUUCAAUUCCUUUUGAACUUAGAGAAAAUGGGAAGAAUCUUUGUGGUGGAGUUGGAGGGCAGGUCCUAUAGAUGCAAGUUCUGCAAAACUCAUUUGGCACUUGCAGAUGAUCUCAUCUCUAGGACUUUUCAUUGCCGGAGGGGAAAAGCAUACCUUUUCACUAAUGCUGUGAACACGACAACUGGACCACCAGAAGAAAGGAUGAUGCUUUCGGGAUUGCAUACUGUGGCAGAUAUCUUUUGCUGUUGCUGUGGUCAAAUACUUGGCUGGAAAUAUGAAUCUGCACAUGAGAAGAGUCAGAAGUAUAAGGAAGGGAAGUUUGUUCUUGAAAGAGGAAGCAUUGUUGACGAUAUUGAUUUCUCAACGGAAUUCUAUAUCGAUAGCCACGCUAGCAUGAGUGACAGUGAAGAUGCUUAGUACCUUGAAACCUUAUGGAGGACUUGCUGAAUCAGUGCUUCUGUAUAUGCACAGCAAUAAUAGUGGCGUCCCGAGAAAAUGUUUAGAAUCAAAAGAAGCUUUCAUUUAGUUUUACUUUUUUUUUGUUUUAUGUAGCAAAAGAGGAAUCUCAAUGGUGUGUAACCUAUGUAGAAGGAAAAAAGAUGCAUCAUGAAAGAGAUGUUUUAGAUUUUCUGCAAAAUCUUUAAAAAGAACAUGUUUAGAAUGAGAUUCGAAUUUCAUAGCUCCAAUAAAUAUCGAAAUAAACUACUCACUUUCUCAA